Molecule: messenger RNA, 1204 nt
Organism: Aphanomyces invadans
Lineage: Eukaryota; Oomycota; Saprolegniomycetes; Saprolegniales; Verrucalvaceae
Product: serine/threonine-protein phosphatase 2A catalytic subunit alpha isoform, variant 2
Exons: 2
Coding region: 34-810 (258 amino acids)
Biological process (GO): peptidyl-serine dephosphorylation; mitotic cell cycle
Cellular component (GO): cytosol
Molecular function (GO): protein serine/threonine phosphatase activity
Source: RefSeq, a predicted model, not a curated record
CUUGAUUGAGCCUCCGCCGCAGAAAACUUCGACAUGAGUGGAAGCGUUGGCGGCGCGACGAUGUCUCUAGGGGACUUGGACGUCGGGACGCUUGAUGCGUGGUGUGAGAAGCUGCUCACGUGCCAGCCACUCAGUGAACCAGAGGUUGUCCGUCUUUGUGCCCGUGCCAAGGAAGUAUUGCGGAACGAGUCGAACGUUCAGCCGGUUCGAUGCCCUGUCACGGUCUGCGGCGACGUCCACGGCCAAUUCCACGACCUCAUGGAGUUGUUUCGCAUCGGAGGUCAUGCUCCCGACACAAACUACUUGUUUAUGGGAGACUACGUUGACCGAGGGUACUAUUCCGUGGAGACGGUGACGUUGCUUGUGGCUCUCAAAGUCCGGUACAAGGACCGCGUUUUCAUCCUUCGUGGGAACCACGAGAGUCGGCAGAUCACACAAGUGUAUGGGUUCUACGAUGAGUGCUUGCGCAAGUACGGCACGCCGAACGUGUGGCGUCAGUUCACGGAAGUGUUUGACUAUUUACCAUUGACGGCGGUUGUCGAGAACCAGAUCUUUUGCUUGCAUGGCGGGCUGUCUCCUUCGAUCGACACGUUGGACCACAUUCGCGCUCUGGACCGGGUGCAAGAAGUGCCGCACGAGGGGCCAAUGUGCGAUCUGUUGUGGAGCGACCCGGACGACCGAUCGGGGUGGGGCAUUUCGCCCCGCGGGGCCGGAUACACUUUUGGUCAGGACAUUUCCGACCAAUUCAACCAUGCGAACGGCCUCACGCUGGUUUCCCGCGCACACCAACUCGUCAUGGAGGUCCGUUGACGUUCCGUCUCGCCACCGAUCUGACGACCGUGGAUGGCUCAGGGGUACAACUGGUCGCACAAAAUGAACGUCGUCACCAUUUUCUCGGCGCCCAACUACUGCUAUCGCUGUGGCAACGAAGCGGCCAUCAUGGAGAUCGACGAGCAGAUGCAGUAUACCUUGUACGUACGCUCCUGUCUUCCUUCUCGAGCUCAUCCAUGUCGAUGUGCAGCUUGCAAUUUGACCCAGCGCCACGCCGCGGUGAGCCGCAUGUGAGUCGGCGAACUCCCGACUAUUUCUUAUAGACAGCAUCCCCCGUGAAUAUGACGACUCCUCGCGUACUUCAGUUUGUCGUCGUGUGCCUUCCACACGUCCAAACCAUGGGCGGUAUUGCCAAGUUCGUGCCACUUGAGCU